ACCCUUCGCGCUAUGUCGCAAGAGGGAGGGGGAGGGAGCGGGCAAUGGCUCAAGGAUGCGGAGGCCUGGGUGGAAGACAAGCGGCUGAAGCCAUCGACCUUUGCUGCAGAGUUCAUCGGUUCCUUUCUCUUUCAGUUCUUGGGGGGUUCUGCCGCUUCCAAUGCGGUGGAUGCAGGGCUCACGACAGCGGCCCUCGGCAAUGGUGCGGCCCUGGCGCUGCUCGUGUAUUCGAUGGCAGGCAUCAGUGGAGCGCAUCUUAACCCGGCCGUAUCUACUGCCAUGCUCGUCAUCGGUGAAGAUGACAUGAGCAUCCCGAAGUGGGGAAUCUACGUUAGCAUGCAGCUCUUCGGCGCUCUGAUGGGGGCUGUGUUCCUGCGGUACCUGUGCCCGGACACGGCGGUGGUCCGAAACCCUUUUGUCACGCAGGGAAUUCUCAACGAGGGAGUGAGCAGGAACUUGGCGGGGCUGGGGAUCUUCGAAUUUGUCAUGACCUUCACUCUCGUGUUCGUGAUCUGUGCGGUGGCUCUGGACAUGAAGUCAGGGGCCAGGCAGUAUGGGCCACUGGCUGUUGGCUUCGUCUAUGCAGCCGGCGUCUACUGUGAGGGGCCGUACACUGGGGGAAGCAUGAAUCCAGCAAGAACUAUCGCAGCUGCUAUAGUGUAUGCCAAUUUCACGGGCAUGUGGAUUUCAAUCAUCUGUGUGAUGAUCGGAGGCGUAGCAGGUGCAUUCUGCUACAAGCACUUGCUCAGGAUAGAACAUAACCCUGCAAAUUCACGCGACUUCUCUGCAUCGCGUUACGUUUAACAGAUCAUUCCGAUGAGGUGCUUAGAACAUGUAAUGAAAUAUUGUUGUCUUG
Guillardia theta CCMP2712 is the source of this 856-nucleotide messenger RNA. RefSeq lists its product as hypothetical. The record is from RefSeq and is a predicted model, not a curated record. NCBI's taxonomy places the organism in Eukaryota, Cryptophyceae, Pyrenomonadales, Geminigeraceae. Gene Ontology annotation, cellular component: plasma membrane. Gene Ontology annotation, molecular function: water channel activity. The transcript has a single exon. Bases 13 to 804 code for a protein of 263 amino acids. Gene Ontology annotation, biological process: transmembrane transport.